Molecule: messenger RNA, 2283 nt
Organism: Populus nigra (black poplar)
Lineage: Eukaryota; Viridiplantae; Streptophyta; Magnoliopsida; Malpighiales; Salicaceae
Exons: 8
Coding region: 173-2167 (664 amino acids)
Biological process (GO): box C/D snoRNP assembly
Cellular component (GO): nucleus
Molecular function (GO): RNA binding
Source: RefSeq, a predicted model, not a curated record
CUAGUGCUAGGAGGUUAGUGGCUUCUGGCUAGCCUACAAAAAGUACAAACUCUAGAAAGAUAAACCCGCCUUCCUCCUGUUAAAGCUUAAACCCUAACACCCUCUCUUCUUGCUUUCUAAAUUGAGUAAAAAUCUCUGCAACUUGUAAAGUAGCAGUCUUGAUGCUCAAAAGAUGAAACCUUUCUUCAAUUCCCGUCGUCCUAAGCAUCACAAGCAAAAGGGCAACGCUGCUCCUCUUAAUCAACAGGUUUUUUCAACAAACCCAUCUUUAGCAAAUUCAAUGCCAAUGCAACCGCAACUGGGUUUAGUCAAUCCUCAGAUUCCAAUUCCUUUCAAUAAUUCAAACACCCUUUUAAGCAAUGGACAAGCCAUGGCUAAUAUGCCACCUUUGAUCGCUCAACAACCUGGUAUAUUGAGUGGACCUAAUGAUCUGGCUAUCCUUCAGUUACAAAAUCAAGUCAACAAGUUGAAUGCUUUAAAGAUGUUAAUGGAUCAAGUAAACCAAUUGCAAGGAGAGCUGUUUGGGCCUAGUUUCUCCAAUUUGCCACAACAACUCAAUCAAAAUAUGGGUUUGUUACAAAAUCCAAUGCAGAAUAUGAUGAACCCUGUUAUGCCUUUGCAAAUGCCAAUAAAUUCUCAAGUUGGUUCCUUUAAUGUCCCUUCAAGCAAUCACCAAGUGGUAGGUGCUCGAAGUCAGAACUUUUUUGUAAAUCCACCGUUUGGAGCUGAGCAACGAGUGAAUCCAAACCCGCCCAACUAUGUAAUGCCGACAACUAGUGCAUAUGGAUCGAAGCUAUUGCAUGUUGCAGAUCAGCAAGGCCAAGGGAAAUUGUCUGCGUCACAGCAAGGUCAGAACUUUUUGAUGUCCACAGGGGGUGCAAAUGGACCAAAUGUUGCAAAUCAGCAAGUGGAAGGGAACUCGCCUGCAUUACAGCAAAGUGAGAAAGUUCCAAUGCCUGCAAUGGCUGCAAAUGGAGCAAAGCCAUUGCCUAUUGCAACUCAGCAAGGGCAAGGGAACUCAUCUGCUUCUCAGCAAAGUUGGAACUCGCAGCCCUCUACGUACAAUAGGUGGCAGGGUAAUACUGCCAGAAAUGGUCAGAGUAGUACUCCAAAAUCCAAAUGGGAAAAGUCUUCUGGAAAAAACUUCAAAAAUAAUCGAAAUAGAGGGCGAUCACAAUCAGGACACCAGAAAUCUGAUUUCAAUUGCAUGGAUAAUGGAAAGAGAAAGCUUGAGUUUUCUAAUGAACAUGGAAGAAAAGGGAACGGCAAUGAGAGGGUAGCAAAAUUUGGUCGCACUGAUCUUACAGACCAAGCUACAGAAGAGAAAAGUAAACCUAGCAGAACUUUUUUUUACACGGAACAAGAAAUCAAACAAUGGCGUGAAUCACGUAGGAAACACUACCCAACAAAAACCAACAUCGAGAAGAAGCAGAUGGAGGUCAUUGAUAGAGAGGCCAACUUUCGUCGCAAGCAACUCAAGGAGAUUUUGGCAAAGCAGGCUGAGCUAGGAGUUGAAGUCGCAGAAAUACCGCCAGACUAUCUGUUAGAUUCAGAGAAGUUAGGAGUUGAAGUUGCAGAGAUACCACCACCACAGGUGUUAAAUUCAGAGAAACUAGGAGUUGAGGUUGCAGAAAUACCACCACGGAAUCUGUUAGAUUCAGAGAAACAAGAGCAUGGAAGGGAAGAUAACAGAAGGUCCUUGACUAAGAAAGGGAAAUUCUGGAACAAGCAUGAUAAAAGAGGAAGAUUUAACAAAAAAGGUCGGCCAGCCAAGCAGGUUGGAUCAGCAAAUGAAGAAAGGAAGCCAACACUGUUGGAGAAGCUUCUGAGCACAGAUAUGAAGAGAGAUAAGCGCCAAUUGUUGCAGGUUUUUAGGUUCAUGGUGGCGAACUCUUUCUUCAAGGAUUGGCCAGAGAAACCUUUGAAAUUUCCUUCAGUAGUGGUCAAAGAAGAUGGUUAUGAGGAUGAGAUUGUAGAGAAAAAAUCCUCACUUGUCGGGGAGGAAGUUUCUGAAGACAGGAACAACACAAUAGCUGAAAAUUUCGGUGAUAGAGAUGACAACAUCGAACAUGAUGCUCAAGUCGAGCUGGGGAAUUGUUUUGUCAGGGGAAAAUGUGAUAUUGUUGACGAAGUUGAUAGGGUUGAAGAGGGAGAAAUUGUUGACUAACAUUGCACCUUCUGUUAAAUGUGUCAAGCAUUGUAAUUCCACCACCCCUCAAACCACUCCUUAAGGAUUUGUAAACUAUGUUCACUCUCUUAUUAACUAUCCAGUUUUGCAUUAAA